AUGACUUCAAGAAUGUUUGUUGAAUCAUACGGUGAUGAAGUUUCUCGUGUGUUUACAUUGGAGAAAAGUCAAAGUCGAUCAAUUAGCUCAUUAUUUGAUUUACACUUAUCAUGGGUGACUUUUAAGAAGUUUUUUCUUCCCGUUGGGUAUCCAUCUAGUGUUAGCAAUGAUUAUUUAGAAUAUCAAAUUUGGGACACUAUACAGGCAUUUGCCAGCAGUAUCACUGGUGCUCUUGCAUCACAAGCAGUUUUAAUCGGUGUAGGUGUUGGGAACUCAUCAGCUACCAUAUUAAGUGCUAGUUUAACGUGGAUGUUUAAAGAUGGUUCAGGUAUGAUUGGAAGAAUUAUAUUUGCUGGUUAUCAUGGAAUUAAAUUAGACUGUGAUUGCAAAUUUUGGAGAUUUGUUGCUGAUAUCUUAAACGAUUGUGCUUUAUUCCUUGAACUAAUUUCUCCACUAUUCAAUCAUAUGUUCAUACCGUUACUUUGUCUUGCUAAUGUACUUAAGUCUUUAGUUGGUGUCGCUGGUAGUGCAACACGUGCAGCUAUUGUUCAACAUCAAGCGAUCAAUAAUAAUUUAGCUGAUGUAUCAGCUAAAGAUGGUAGUCAGGAAACCUUAUCUAAUUUGUUGGCAUGGUUACUUAAUUUUAUUUUGUUAUAUAUGGUGACCGGUAAUCAAUUCUGCAUUUGGUUCUGUUUUAUUUGUUGUACUAUUGUACAUUUAUAUUCCAAUUAUCGUGCUGUAAAAUGUUUGAAAUUACGAACAUUCAAUCGUACACGUUUUCAUUUAGCUAUACAACAAUGGUUUGAACAACAAUUUUGUCAUGUUUUAAUGUCAAAUAAUAACAGUAAUAAUGAUAUGAACAAAAUACCUGAAUAUCUUCUAAUGAAUAAAUCAUUUCCACAUGUUAUAUGGGUUAAUGAAUGUGAACCUAUCUUAUAUAAAACUGAUCAACCUACAAUUAUAAUGGGUUGUUCAUUGUAUAAAUUACCUAUUGAAGGACAGAAAUUGUUACCCAAUUUGAUACGAUUAUGUGAGAUAAACAAUUACAUUUUGUAUUGUUCAAAUUGGGAAUGUAUUCAACAAGGCAACUCAAUUAAUCCUUUGACAAUGUAUAUUGUUCUAUUUUCGGAAUCGAAACCUUUGGAUCAACUCAAAGCUAUGCUGCAUGUAGAAUUGAUAACAUUCAUAGUAAAGUAUCCCUUGAAAACAAUAUUACCUCAUAAAAUAUUGAAAGAAAUAUUAGAAGCAAAAAAUUAUUAUGAAUUUUUACAAUCUACUAUAAAUCUUGUCAAUCAAUUAUGGAAUUCAUUCAUGAAUUCAUUACAAUCAAAUCAUGAUUGGAAUUUAGAUUCAUUUCAAUUUGCAUCAGAUGUAUGGAGAUUAAAAACGAAAUGA
Schistosoma guineensis is the source of this 1395-nucleotide messenger RNA. NCBI's taxonomy places the organism in Eukaryota, Metazoa, Platyhelminthes, Trematoda, Strigeidida, Schistosomatidae. The record is from the annotation of a GenBank genome assembly.